ACUGUCCACUUCCCCUGGUGACGACUAGUGGCACUACUGUCAACAUGUGUUGCGCGCACAUGGUAUUUCACGUUAUUUUUCUGUGAGAAGCGAAAGAUGGAUAUUGAUAAAAUCCCACAUUACUACGUUGACAGCGUAAGCUUUCGCGUCUUCAGCACAGAGGAACUUCUUAAGCAAAGUGUACUAAAUGUAACGCAAGCAGAAACCUUCGAUGUCGUUGGGCAUCCCACCAAAGACGGACUCCACGAUGCAUUACUCGGUCCCAGUAAUAAAGAUGAGCUAUGUGCAACAUGCGGCUUGGGUUUUAUCGCCUGCCCGGGGCAUAUUGGCCAUAUCAGCCUGCCUCUGGUCAGCUUCAAUCCCAUGUUCUUCAGGACCUUGCAUAAGCUGAUUCGUGGCAGUUGCUUCGGUUGCAAGCGCCUACUCGCUCCUCCGUUCGUGUGCCAGGUGACACUGGCUCAGUUGCAAGUACUGGACUACGGUUGUGUGGGCGCAGUGCAGGAGCUGCAGGAAAUUGCUGCCGUCGCUGAGGACCCAAAGGACCUGGGCCUUGUUCUCAAGAACCGCAUCGAUGCUUACGUGAAGAGCGUCAUUCAGGAGGUGGAUCCCGAAGAGGCUCGCCACACCUCCAGAGUGAAGAACGUGGUGGAGUGUCGGCAACGGUUGAUCAAGGCCUUUGUGCGCGAUCACCUGAUGGGAGCCCCUCGCAAGUGCAUGCAGUGCAAAGCGGUGCGCCCUAACAUGACGGUGCAGAACGAGAGUCGUCUCGUUUUCGCGAGUGGGAUCGAGACUGCAGACAAGAAACAACGCUCGAGGUCAGACGCAGCCGAGGAUGGGGCAGGGCAGACGUACCUGACCCCGUUGGAGGCCCGGAAGCACUUGCGUGCUGUGUGGGAACAGGAGAAGCCCCUCCUCGAACGGCUUUUUGGUGUGCUGUCUCUCUCCUCCCACGAGUGUCCCUUGGACAUGUUCUUCUUGGAGGCCCUUGUUGUACCGCCCACCCGAUUCAGACCAAUGAGCUUCAUGAGCGGCCGCAAAUAUGAGCACCCUCAGACACAAGCCCUGUCGAAGGUGAUCCAGUGUUGCAAUGCUCUCAAGGCUGUCCUCAGGGUCAUGCACCGUGACAACAUCAAAGAAGAGGAAGUCAACGAAGAGGAGAUGCAAAGGUUGCAGCUGAUCGUCGACAAACUGGUGGGCAAAGAUAUCAGUGCGAAACUUCACUUUGCCUGGAAUGCACUGCAAGUUGCCGUCAAUGCGGUCUUUGACAGUGACCUGGAUAAAAUCAACCUGUCCAAGGUUCCAGGAAUCAAACAGAUUCUCGAGAAGAAAGAGGGCCUCUUCCGCAAGCACAUGAUGGGAAAACGUGUCAACUACGCGGCUCGGUCGGUCAUCUCUCCGGACCCGUACAUCGGCGUCGAGGAGAUUGGGGUGCCAAUGGUGUUUGCGAAGCGGCUCUCGUACCCGGAGCCUGUCAACGACCGCAAUGUGACCGACCUCCGCAGGGCGGUCAUAAACGGUCCCAAUGUCUAUCCCGGUGCCCUGCUGGUGGAGGGAGAAAACGGGUCGAUCAUCCGCCUCGACCCAGCGAAUCGGGUGCAGAGGGAGGCAGUGGCGAAGCAGCUGCUGACACCCUCCGAGGUACAUCGCAAGACGUUCAAGCAGUGCAAGACCGUGCACCGCCACCUACGCACUGGGGACAUGUUGCUGCUCAAUCGACAGCCCACAUUGCACAAGCCCAGUAUCAUGGCUCACAGGGCUCGCGUCUUACCCGGCGAGAAGACCUUGCGGCUCCACUACGCCAACUGCAAGUGUUACAACGCAGAUUUUGACGGGGAUGAGAUGAACGCGCACUUUCCGCAAAGCGAACUGGCACGGGCGGAGGCGGAGAUCGUCGCCAACGUCAACAAGCAGUACCUGGUGCCCAAGGAUGGGACUCCGCUCAGCGGCCUCAUCCAGGACCAUGUGAUUGGUGGCUCCCUACUCACCAUGAAGAGCCGCUUCUUCGAUCGCCAGGAUUACAACGGGCUGGUCUUUGGUGCCCUGCCCUCGGUGGGAGCGGCGGUGAAGCUGCUGCCCCCUGCGCUGCGCAGGCCCGUGCCACUUUGGACGGGCAAACAGGUGCUGUCUACGGUACUUAUCAACUGCAUACCCGAGGACAUGCCUCCGCCAACUGUUGAGGGGAAGUCUAAAAUUCCUGCCAAGGCUUGGGGCAUCACUGAGAGAGACGAAAAAUUGAGUGAAGGUCAAGUGAUCAUCCGUGAUGGAGAACUGCUGUGCGGCAUCCUGGACAAGGCCCACUACGGCCCAACCCAGUUUGGAUUGGUCCACAUCUGUUACGAGCUGUAUGGCGGCACGACGUCCAGCCUGGUGCUGACCGCAUUCGCCCGUCUCUUCACCCAUUACCUGCAACUGCACGUGGGAUUCACUCUCGGCAUUGAGGACAUUCUCGUCACUCGCAAGGCCGAUAGGAAACGCACUAAGAUAAUGAAACAGGCCAGGAUGGAGGGCGACAGUGUGGCCAAGAAAGCGCUGGGCAUCGAGGACGGAGCGGCCAACCUCAAGGGUCGCUUGCAAGAUGCCCACCUGGCACGGGAAGAUCGGCAGAUGAAGCAGCUGGACGCUUCGAUGAAGUCUCACACAGAUCAAGUCAACAAUGACAUUAACAAGGCGUGUAUCCCAGAUGGACUGCUGAAGAAAUUUCCAAGCAACAACCUUCAGUUGAUGGUACAGUCUGGCGCAAAAGGAGGCAUGGUGAACUGCAUGCAGAUCUCCUGCCUGCUGGGCCAGAUAGAGUUGGAGGGGCGUAGAGUUCCCCUCAUGGCCAGUGGGCGUACCCUCCCCUCUUUCCUUCCUUACGACACCUCCCCGAGGGCCGGAGGAUUCGUCGACGGCCGAUUCCUUACCGGGAUCCGACCGCAGGAAUUCUUCUUUCACUGCAUGGCUGGACGUGAGGGUCUGGUGGACACUGCAGUGAAGACAAGUCGCAGUGGCUACCUGCAGCGCUGCCUCAUCAAGCAUUUGGAAGGGCUCAUGGUUUGCUACGACCAGACAGUGAGAGACAGUGACGGAAGUGUUAUUCAGUUCCAGUACGGCGAAGAUGGCUUGGAUGUGCUCAAGAUGCAGAUGCUGAAGGUGGGCCAGUUCCCAGUGCUAGUCAAGAAUAGCGAGGCAGUGCUUAACAGGGAGAACCUGGAGAGAUGCAUGAGCUUGACAGACGCGGAUGCACUGCGCUCUGCUAAGAAAGCCGUUAGCAAGUGGAAGAGGAAGUUGAGGAAGAAGACAGUAAUGAGGGACAGUGCCUUCACCAUGUUCUGUCGUGAUAUGGGACAGGACGUCGGACGGGAGGAGCUCUGCGACAGGUUCUUUAACCUGGAUCAAGAUGAACGCUGGCAGUUUGAAAAGAGUGUGGUGCGUCACCCGGAUCCCGUUUCCUCGGUUGUAAGGAGUGACCUGAACCUCGGGGCAGUCUCCGAGAGGAUGGAUGCCCUGAUCGAAGACUACAUCUCUCGCAAUCCUCACUCUCUCCUAGUGGACUCUGAGGGAGAGAGAAAGACGCUUACGAGCGAGGACUUCCGUAAUCUUCUCUACCUGCGCAAUAUGCAUGCUGUUUGUGAUCCUGGGGAGCCCGUUGGUCUGCUCGCAGCUCAGAGUAUCGGAGAGCCAUCCACCCAGAUGACCCUCAACACUUUCCACUUUGCUGGACGAGGUGAAAUGAAUGUCACGCUGGGGAUCCCUCGUAUGCGAGAGAUCCUCAUGGUGGCCAGUGCCAACAUUGCCACGCCGACCAUGGAUUUACACCUUCUGCCCGUGCCGAACGUUGAGGAGCUGGCGGACAACCUUCGCAUCCGCAUCACCUCCGUUAAGUUGGCCCAGGUCUUGGAAUGUGUCGAUGUCAGAGAGUCCCUUGUGGUCAAAGGGAAGACGGAACGGUACCGUCACUACAGAGUGCACUUCCGGUUCCUGCCUCGUAAGGCGUACCGCAAGACACUGUGUGCAUCACCUCAAAGGAUACUGCGCUACAUGGAAAUGGGAUUUCUGCGAAGGUUGCUCGAUGCAAUCAAGAGGAAGCUGGAACACGUUUCCUCUACAAAGAUGCUGAAGUUUACGUCAGCCCGCGAGCACAAGUCUGUUGAAAAUGAGGGUGCGGAUGAGGCCGCAGGCCAGCAGCUCCCCGUAGAGGAUGAUGGGGGGGAAAGUUCGGAUGAAGGAGAAGGGGAGGGUGACACUGUUGAUGCCAAAGCACGCAGUAGACAUGCUCAGGAACAGGAGUAUGAAGAAGCUGAAGAUGAGGAGAGAGAGGCACAGUCUGAUGCAGAAGAAGAAGAAGAGACGCCAGAGGACGGUGCAGGCGUUGAGGAUGAUACAAAGGCGCCUAGCCCACUUCCCAUCGAGGAACUUGACAUUGUGCAGACUAGGGCUAAGGCUGUCCGAGUGAAUUCUGUGCUUCAGUCUCACCCCUGGAUGGUUGGUUAUGACUACGACACUAAGAAGGAGGGGUGGUGCACCUACACAAUACGGUUGAACCUGAUGGGCAGCAAACUGGACAUGACCUCCCUGGUGGAAGAAGAAGCGAAGAAGGCUGUACUUCAUGCCGUCCCAAACAUAACACGAGCGUUUAUGGUCAAGGACACCAAGGACACCUCGGGCUGUGGAAAGAUGCUCCAGACAGAGGGGGUGAACUUUGUGGAAAUGUUCAAGUAUUACAAUGUUGUCGACAUGCGAAGGAUUUACAGCAACGACAUCCACGCCAUUGCAAAUACGUUUGGCAUCGAAGCUGCACGUAUGGCCAUUGUUAGGGAAGUGGCCAACGUGUUUGCAGUGUACGGCAUUGAAGUGGAUCCGAGGCAUUUGCUACUAGUGGCGGACUAUAUGACCUUCGACGGCACCUACAGGGCUUGCAACCGAAUCGCCAUGGAGAACAACGCAUCUCCGCUACAGCAGAUGACCUUUGAAACCACCAUGAAUUUUCUUAAAUCGGCCACCUUGUCAGGUGUUCAAGAUCAGCUGAAGUCCCCCUCGUCACGGUUGGUGUUAGGUCGUGUGGUCACUUUGGGGACCGGCUGCAUGGACCUUAGGAACAGUCUUUGAUAGAGACUUUUGUGAAAAUUAAAAAAAAAAGUUGUGUAAAUAAAUAUUUCCUUAUCAAAACA
This is a messenger RNA of Ornithodoros turicata, 5150 nucleotides long. RefSeq names its product DNA-directed RNA polymerase I subunit RPA1-like (gene RpI1). The record is from RefSeq and is a predicted model, not a curated record. Bases 97 to 5088 code for a protein of 1663 amino acids. Gene Ontology annotation, molecular function: DNA binding. The transcript is spliced from 29 exons. Gene Ontology annotation, cellular component: RNA polymerase I complex. Gene Ontology annotation, biological process: DNA-templated transcription. Lineage: Eukaryota; Metazoa; Arthropoda; Arachnida; Ixodida; Argasidae.